Messenger RNA from Chondrus crispus (carragheen), 406 nucleotides. RefSeq lists its product as hypothetical. The transcript has 2 exons. The coding region runs from base 1 to 321 and encodes 106 amino acids. NCBI's taxonomy places the organism in Eukaryota, Rhodophyta, Florideophyceae, Gigartinales, Gigartinaceae. The record is from RefSeq and is a predicted model, not a curated record.
AUGCCUGCUCACCGCAGUUAUCCACGUAGAUCGAUAGGAACGGAUGCGUCCUGCGCUCGGGCCAUCUUCCGAAAUGGCCUCAGGGAAUACAGUACGGUAUUUGUACAGUACAGUAUACUGUACCCCCAAAUGGAUAUCGAAUGCUUUGACUUUCUGAGAAUGGCCCGACGUUAUACUGGUCCCCUACCGUUCUGCUCGGCAGAACCUUUGUGUAGGAAAAAUCUGGUGUUUCUACUGGGAAACUCAGAGCUGGCGCACGACAACAACAGUUAUGAAUGGAGUAGGAUGAAGGCAAGGUGGAAAUCUCGACAAGCAAGAUGAGGACCUCAGUAUUAGACAAAAGGAUCUCGCAUUUUCAGCCCUUUGCUAGUUUUAGGUUAGUAUGCAUAAAGAAUAAGUGUAUGUA